Molecule: messenger RNA, 2394 nt
Organism: Pseudozyma hubeiensis SY62
Lineage: Eukaryota; Fungi; Basidiomycota; Ustilaginomycetes; Ustilaginales; Ustilaginaceae
Exons: 1
Coding region: 1-2394 (797 amino acids)
Biological process (GO): transmembrane transport
Molecular function (GO): oligopeptide transmembrane transporter activity
Source: RefSeq, a predicted model, not a curated record
AUGUCUGCAGCUGUACCGUCGCCGGCUGGCGCUCUCGACAGCCCGGACGAGCUGACCCAGCUGCCGAUUCUUUCGGGAUCUCCUCCUUCUGAGACCCCGUCCUCCCCUUCUUCGAUCAAACAAGACCCUCUCAAAGAGACAAGCUCAUCCAGCGAGAAGGUUGACGUCUCCGACCCUACCUACGUCCCACCCGAAGGCUCCUCCGAUGGUGAAUCCGUUCGAUCCAAGUUCGACGCCGAUCCGGUCAUCCGCAACGGUCGCGAUGUCUCGGACAUCCUCAUCAGCGAUCGAGACGAUGGAGAUGCCUGCUUCACCUUCCGAUCCAUCACCCUCGGGUUGGUCGGAGCCGCCUUCCAAGCCGUGCUGACACAGAUCUAUCGAUUCAAGCCGACCGAAGUCACCAUCACGGGAACAUUUUUGGCCAUCAUCAUCUACGUGAUCGGCACUGCCUGGGCGAGGUUCCUUCCCACAAAGAAAGGGUUGGAGUCCAAGUUCGGUCAAAGGCUGCCCGGAUGGCUGUUGACCGCAGUGCACUUUGUCAACCCGGGACCGUUCGGGUUGAAGGAGCACGCGAUCGCCUCCAUCACCGCCUCGUCCGCAUCCAACGGCGCCCACUCGAGCGACGUCUUUGGCACGCAGAAGCUCUUCUACCCGGAGAUCCCCGUCACCACCACCACCGCCAUCCUCUCGGUGCUCUCCAUCGGUCUGUUCGGGUACGGUCUCGCGGGGAUCUUUCGACCGAUCAUCGUCUACCCGGCAGAGAUGGUGUACUGGGGAACGUUGCCGCUCGUGGAUCUGUUCCAGGCGUUCCACUGGGACAAGAGCUUCAGCACCAAGCGCGUCAAGAUGUUCUGGUACUCCUUCGCCGGUAUGGGCAUCUACGAGAUCUUCCCGUCGUACAUCUUCCCCACGCUCAACUCCUUCAGCAUCCCGUGCCUCGCCAGCAGACACGCGACGGGCAAGGUCGCGCAAACCCUGACCAACAUCUUCGGUGGUGCGCAGAGCAACGAAGGUCUCGGACUGCUCAGCCUCAGCCUCGACUGGCAGUACAUCACCUCGACCCAACUCUCGCUACCGCUGAUCCAACAGGCCAACAGUUGGAUCGGUUACGCCAUCUGCACCGUCGCCAUGCUAGCCAUCUACUACGGAAACGUGUGGAACGCCAAGCAGUUCCCCUUCAUGUCGACGAGCAUCUUUGCCGACAACGGCAAAAAGUACAACCAGAGUGCCGUGUUCGUGCACGGCAUCUUGGAUCGACAGCAGCUCGAACGGGUCGGAUAUCCGAACGUGACGGGGACGUAUGCGUGGGGGAUGCUGAUCAGGAACGCGGCGAUCGGCGCGUUGGUGGCGCACGUGGUGCUGUUUUGGGGCAAGGAUGUGUUGAAGAGUCUGAGGCAGGCGAGGGAUAAGUCGCAGCCGGAUCGACACUACCAGGCCAUGAGGAAGUACAAGGAGGCGCCGCACUGGUGGUAUCUGAUCCUGCUGGCGAUCUCGUUCGUGUUCGGGUUGAUCGUGGUGUUGACGCAGCAGACGACCUUGACGUGGUACUCGUACAUCAUCUCGCUGCUGCUGGGCACCAUCGUGGCGCCGUUUUCAGGAGUGCUGUAUGCGCUGUUGGGAAACGGAAUCAGCACCAACAACCUCACCAAGAUGAUUGGCGGGAUUGUCUCGCCCGGUCGACCCCUUGCCAAUCUGUACUUCUACGCUUGGUCGCACAGCACCAUCGCCCAGGUGAUCAACCUGUCCAACGACCUCAAGAUGGGUCAAUACCUCAAGAUCCCACCUCGCUCCAUGUUCAUCACCCAGGUCAUCGGCACCGUGUUCGGCGCGUUCCUCAACUACGCCAUCGCCUCCACCAUCAUCUCGUCCAAGUUUGCGCUGCUGCACACCAACACGGGCAGCUACGUCUGGUCCGGUGCGUACUACCAGUCGCUCAACGUGAGUGCGGUGACGUGGUCGAUGGCCAAGUACAUGUACGGUCCGGGUACCGUGUACUUUGUGAUCCCGAUGGCGGUGCUGAUCGGCAUCGGAGCGGUGGUAGUCCACUGGACUUUUACUCGAUUCGUACCCAGGAUCGGCAGGUUCGAGACGAAAGACCUGGUGUUGCCCACCGUGUUCCUGUACUCGGCGUGGAUGACCUCCGGUCAAAACUGCGUCAUCCUAACCACCGUCCUCGUCGGAUUGAUCUCGCAAGCGUGGAUCCGAACGAGAUACCCGCGAUGGUUCAAAGAGUACAACUACAUCCUCGGCGCUGGUUGGGACGGCGGAAGUUUGCUCGUCAUCUUCAUUCUGAGCUUCGCCGUCUUCGGCGCAGCAGGCAAGGAACGACCGUUCCCGACGUGGGCGGGCAAUCCGGAUGGCUUUCCGGACUACUGUCCCGAUCCGUCUGCGUGA